GCGCAUGCGCCGCAGCAAGGAUGGCUGGUAAUCAUUGGAGGGCUGGUGGCAGGGGGCGGAGAGCUCUAGUGUCUGGUUUUGGGCGGGAAUUGAAACAGCCACUGCUGCCAACAAGAGCUUGAAAGCUGCAAACUUUCAGCCUUGGAGGGGGCCAUGGUGCGGCCUGUGAGGCAUAAGAAAUCGGUCAAUUACUCACAGUUUGAGGACUCUGACAGUGAUGAUGACUUUAUUUCUGCAACUGCACCUUUAAAUAAAAAACCCAGAACAACACCAAAGGAGUUAAAACUAGAAACAAGGAAACCUAAACUGAAGAAUCUCCAGAAAGAAGAUAUCCCAUUGCAAGAGAAAACCCCUAAAAAAAGGAUGGCUUUAGAUGACAAGCUCUACCAGCGAGACUUAGAAGUCGCACUUGCUUUAUCAGUGAAGGAACUUCCAACAGUCACCACUGAUGCGGAAGAAGCUCAAGAUAAAAGCAUUGAAAAGUGUGACAGUCGUGAAAGUGAAACAAUGAGUAAGGCCCCUCAUAUCUCCAAUUGCAGUGUAGCCAGCGAUUAUUUAGAUUUGGAUAAGAUUACUGAGGAAGAUGAUUUUCCUGGUGUUCAAGGGAAAAGAAAAGCAGCAUCAAAGGCUUUGGUACAACAGAGGAAGAUUCUUCUGGAAGGCAGUGAUGGCAAUAGUGCUAAUGACUCUGAACCAGACUUUGCAACUGGUGAAGAGUCCGAGGAUGACUCUGAUUUUAGUGAGAGUGAAGAUAAUGAUGAAGACUUCACUGUGAGAAAAAAUAAAGUGAAAGAAAUUAAAAAGAAAGAAGUGAAGGUCAAAUCCCCAGUUGAAAAGAAGGAGAAGAAACCUAAAUCCAAAUGUAAUACUUUGGUGACUUCAGGAGACUCUGCUCCAGCUUCUGUGAAAUCAGAACUUCAGCCUUCACCAAAAAAGGUUUCUGGUUCUUCGGAGGUCACUAGGAAACCAUUACAAAUACGCAGUCCUUUAGCUGAAAACAAAAAACCUAAGUGGGUCCCACCAGCGAUGUCCGGAAGCAGCAGCAUCAGGAGCCCACUGGCAGGCGUGUCUGUUAAGUCUCCAAAUCAGAGUCUCCGCCUGGGUUUGUCCAGAUUAGCACGAGUUAAACCUUUGCAUCCAAAUGCCGCUAGUAGCUGAGUGUGAUAGUAAACACAUGUUUGAUUAAGAGAAUCACAGUUUUACAAGUGUGUUUAUAUUUGAUUUGUGUUUAUAUUUAAGGAGGGUAUCAUAAGAUAAAGGAAUCCUUUAAUAUCCUAUAAAUUGCCGCUACCCAUUCCAUGAUGAUAUUCUCUGAAGCUAUUCAAGAUUUCAAUAAGGGGUUUGUUUAUCAGAAUUAUCUUGUAAUGCCCUUUCCUUCUGGAGAAUGUGUUCUAUUUUUCCUGUGUAUAAUAAGUCAUUGUCAUUCAGUGGUUGUCAGUUUGACAUGGAGAAAGUCCAUGUUGCAUGCUAUUCUUUUCUAGAAACAUGAUGCUCCUUUCUAGCUUUGUCUAAUUUAUGGCAUCUUAACUGUAACUAUUCAGAGUUUAAAAGGAAACAUUCCCACUUUUUCCAGGAGACAUUUCUGAAAUCUUAAGCUACAUUGUCAGUUUAAUUGCAAAAAUGUUUCAUAUUUUAGUCAAAUACUAAGAAUUCAGAAUUCAUUUACCCAUUAAAAUGGUUGCUAUAAUGACCUAUGUCUCCUACUCAGAAGUAGAUGUUUAUUGUAUAGCAAAUAGAAUUUCAUGACAUUUUAUGAAGUUCUCAUCAAAGCCUUUAAUAAAAGUGAAAAAGUUUUGAUAUGCUCUUUCCUUGA
Molecule: messenger RNA, 1813 nt
Organism: Neofelis nebulosa (Clouded leopard)
Lineage: Eukaryota; Metazoa; Chordata; Mammalia; Carnivora; Felidae
Gene: RAD51AP1
Product: RAD51 associated protein 1
Exons: 9
Coding region: 154-1158 (334 amino acids)
Biological process (GO): double-strand break repair via homologous recombination; interstrand cross-link repair
Molecular function (GO): double-stranded DNA binding; single-stranded DNA binding
Source: RefSeq, a predicted model, not a curated record